Molecule: messenger RNA, 3189 nt
Organism: Ziziphus jujuba (common jujube)
Lineage: Eukaryota; Viridiplantae; Streptophyta; Magnoliopsida; Rosales; Rhamnaceae
Product: glucan endo-1,3-beta-glucosidase 2
Exons: 4
Coding region: 166-1659 (497 amino acids)
Biological process (GO): carbohydrate metabolic process
Cellular component (GO): plasma membrane
Molecular function (GO): hydrolase activity, hydrolyzing O-glycosyl compounds
Source: RefSeq, a predicted model, not a curated record
AUUCUCAUUCUCAAUCCAUCUCUUUCUCUCUCUUUUUCACUCUCUCUCUCACUCUUCAUUGUUGGUUUUUUUUUUUUUUUUUUCCUUAUUAUUAUUUUUAUUUUUUUUUUGGUUUUUGGUUUAAGAUUCUCUUUGUGUGGGCUUUUGAGGGAGGGUUUGAAUCUAAUGGCUGUUCUGCUUCUUCUUUUGCUUUUAGCAGCUGCUUCAGCUGCUAUAGCUGAUGAAGAUGCAUUCAUCGGUGUAAAUAUUGGAACAGAGCUUUCUGAUAUGCCUCAUCCUACACAAGUAGUAGCCCUCCUUAAAGCACAGCAAAUUCGACAUGUUCGUCUCUAUGAUUCCGACAGAGGUAUGCUUGUUGCACUUGCAAACACAGGCAUUCAAGUGAUGAUAACUAUCCCCAAUGAACAGCUUCUUGGAAUUGGUCAGUCAAAUUCCACAGCUGCUAAUUGGGUUUCGCAGAAUGUUGUAGCUCAUUACCCUGCCACCAAUAUAACAGCCAUUUGUGUUGGCUCUGAUGUUUUCACCAGCCUUCCAAAUGCAGCAAAAAUCCUUGUUAAUGCCUUCAAGUACAUCCAAUCAGCCCUUAUUGCAUCAAACCUCGACCGCCAAAUCAAAAUCUCGACUCCUCUUUCUUCGUCUAUCAUCCUAGAUUCGUUCCCACCUUCCCAAGCCUUUUUCAACAGCUCUUGGGAUUCAGUUAUGGUCCCAAUGCUAAAGUUCUUGCAGUCCACAGGGUCAUUUCUCAUGCUCAAUAUUUACCCUUACUAUGACUAUAUGCAAGCAAAUGGUGUCAUUCCUUUGGAUUAUGCACUAUUCAAGCCUCUUUCUCCAAACAAAGAAGCCGUUGAUUCCAAUACACUUCUCCAUUACACAAAUGUGUUUGAUGCAGUUAUUGAUGCAGCAUAUAGUGCCAUGGCUUCUCUCAACUUCACUAACAUUCCGGUAGUUGUUACCGAAUCAGGCUGGCCUUCGAAAGGCGGUUCUAAUGAGCCAGAUGCGACCUUAGAAAAUGCAAACACUUACAACAGCAAUUUGAUAAGGCAUGUGUUGAACAAAACCGGAACCCCUAAACAUCCCGGAAUUGCUGUUAGUACUUUCAUUUACGAACUCUAUAACGAGGAUAUGAAAUCCGGACCAAUCUCAGAGAAGAACUGGGGAUUGUUCGAUGCAAAUGGGGAUCCUGUAUACAUUUUACGCUUGACAGGAUCAGGAAUGGUGCUAGCAAAUGAUACGACAAACCAGACUUAUUGUACUGCAAAGGAGGGUUCUGAUCCAAAGUUGCUUCAGGCUGCACUUGACUGGGCUUGUGGACCUGGAAAGGUGGAUUGCUCACCUAUAUUGCAAGGAAAGCCAUGCUAUGAACCAGACAAUGUGGCUGCACACGCAACAUAUGCGUUUGACGCUUACUAUCAUAAGAUGGGGGAGGCUUCCGAUGCGUGCAACUUCAACGGCGUUGCUACGGUUACUACAACAGAUCCAAGUCAUGGUUCUUGUAUAUUUUCAGCAAGUCUUGGCAGGAAUGGAUCCAUUGCAAAUAUCACAGCUCCAUCAAUGAAUUCUACGAGUGCUGUCUCUUCUGCAUGCAACUUAUACAGUGCUGUUUUCACAAACAUUGUGAUGGUUAUUGGGAUUCUUUUGUGCACUGGAAUUUUCAUAUAGAGAGAUGGUUUUUAAAGUCUGACUCAAAAUUUUUGGAAAUUAGAUGGAUGGAAGGUGGUGAUCAUCACAUUGUCUUCCUUUUUUUUUUUUUUUUUUUUUCCCUCUGAGAAGGAAUUGGAAUAGUGACCAGGUAGUUUUUAGGGAAUUGGUCAAAUUCAGUUUUGUACAAAACAAGUUGAAAGACCUGGAAUGCUUUUUAGUUAUUUUAAUUACAAUUCUUUGAAUUCGGAAUUUCAGUUUUCUUUUCCCUUUCUUAUCAUUAUUAUUAUUUUUUCGCUUGUUGUAAUUGUUCAUAUCGCAGACGUGUAGUAAAAACGGCACCUUUAAAAAUAACUUGCUAAGAAUUGGCAAAGAUUCAAUAGACCAAUUAAAAGAAAAUGAAAACUGAAAAAAAACCAAAAAAAAGGAUAAAUGAACACCUAAGAAUAACAUGGUUGGUGGUUCAGCGCUAUAGGUUUAAAGUUAAACAAGAAUACAAGAAUGUCCCCCAUUUUAGCUAAUUUGCUUGGUUUUUUGUUUCCUUGUACCAUUCUUUGAUCUGCCUCAUGAAAAUUCCACCCCAAUCCAAGCUAAUUUUCGUGAAAAGCGUACUUCUAGAACUUGAAUCAAUUUCAAGUAGUUAAACCAUUUCCGUUGUUUUUUAACUUCAAUUUAUUUACCCUGCAGUUUUGCAAAGUAUGGUUCUAAAACAAAUUAAGUUACUGUUUUUUAAACAACUUAAAUAUUUGGAUCCAACAAUAUCAGAAAAUUUUUAUCAAGCAAAUUAUCCUCCUGACUAUCAUGAUGUUCUUUGUUUCAUUUAUUUUCCCCUUUUCGUUUUUGUUCUUCAAUUUUGAACCACCACCGAUCAGGCUCCGAUGCAAACAAUCAUAUAAAUCCAAUCAUCUCCCACAUUGAAAUACACAAACCCAUUAUGGCUCCACAUAAGUGAUCAACACGGAUCUAAAAUGGGAUAUUCCUUAAUAUUAAGAAAGAAUGUUAUAUAAAAAUAAUACUUUUUUUUUGUCUCCAUAAAUUUCGAUUUUCAAAUUCAAUUGGGUUCAUCAAGAAUAUGAAAACCAUAUUCAACUCAGUGGGGUUUUUAAGCUCUCAGUCAAAGGGCCAAAUUUUUCCACAUGAGAGAAACAUAGAAAGACUGAGUGACCCUCCUACAAACCUAAGCCAAGAAAGGAAAUGAAAAUCAGAAAACUUGAGAAGUGCUUGAAAAAGCCUUCCUCUAUCAGAUAAAAUAGGAGGUAUCAAAAUAUUAAAAAACCUCCACUCUUAUACAGAUAGAAUCAUCAGGCAAUCACAAGCACAGUACAAGCAAUCCUUCCAUGGCUUAAGCCUUUCAAAGGAUCAAAACCCAACCCUCCAUUCCUCAAUUCGGUGUGGUUAAAGCAUAUAAUCAGUCAUCAUCGAGCACCCACAUUGAACUAUGCCAAAAAAGAGACAAUAAUAAUAAAAGAAAUAAAUUGUAAAUGGGUCUGUUUGGGAGAUGAGAAAAUAUACAACCUAGGACGGAUAAAAUAAAAUAAAAUAAAAUAAAAA